Messenger RNA from Lingula anatina, 1056 nucleotides. Its product is annotated as alpha-L-fucosidase-like. Gene Ontology annotation, biological process: glycoside catabolic process; fucose metabolic process. Gene Ontology annotation, cellular component: lysosome. The record is from RefSeq and is a predicted model, not a curated record. Gene Ontology annotation, molecular function: alpha-L-fucosidase activity. NCBI's taxonomy places the organism in Eukaryota, Metazoa, Brachiopoda, Lingulata, Lingulida, Lingulidae.
CCCACACGAAGAUAAAGCACAAGAUAGUGACAGUGCGUGCUUUACUUUUCUUUACACAAGACGUGCCUUGCAGGGCAGGGAAUAUAGUUAAUAUCGGUGUCUAGUAAGUACACUUAGAAGAAAACAAAGCUAAGUUUUAUAAUCUGUCAUUACAGUAUCUCCGAGGAGAACUUCUACAAAUGAGGACGAGCAGAGCCUUGCUUUGUUUUACUGUGCUUGUAUCAGCAUGCAUAAGCGAAUGCAAGUAUCAACCUAACUGGUCGUCUAUAGACUCGAGGCCAUUGCCAGCUUGGUACGAUGAAGCGAAAGUCGGUGUCUUCAUGCACUGGGGAGUGUUUUCUGUUCCUAGUUUUGGCGAGACGGCAUGGCUAUGGGCUUUCUGGCAGAGGGAUCAUGUGAAGCCGUAUGUAGAUUAUAUGACAAAAAACUACAGGCCGGGGUUCACGUAUGCCGACUUUGCUCCGGAAUUCAAGGCGGAGUUUUUCAAUCCUGAUGAAUGGGCAGAGAUACUGGAAGCCUCGGGCGCAAAAUACUUUGUGAUAACUACUAAACAUCAUGAAGGGUUUACUCUGUGGCCUUCUAAGGUAUCCUUCAACUGGAAUGCUAUGCAGGUUGGACCCAAAAGAGAUUUAAUUGGAGAGCUUGCCACUGCAAUCAGAAAUAAGACUAGCUUGCACUUUGGCCUCUAUCAUUCCCUGUUUGCGUGGUUUGAUCCUUUGUAUGUGACAGACAAGAGCAACAAUUUCAAGACACAAUUGUACCCACCGGCAAAAGCCUGGCCUGAGCUGUAUGAGCUAGUGAACAAUUAUAAGCCAGAGAUUCUGUGGUCUGAUGGAGAUGCUGGACCUGAUUGGUACUGGAACUCUACCCAGUUUCUGGCUUGGCUCUACAAUGAAAGUCCUGUGAAAGAUUAUGUAGUAACCAAUGAUCGCUGGGGAAAUAAUGGAAUAAUGUGCCACCAUGGAGGAUAUUACACUUGUGCUGAUAGAUACAACCCUGGUAAACUUCAGAAUCACAAAUGGGAGAAUGCUAUGACACUGGACCGGGUAGCCUGGG